AUGAUUAGAGACUUGAAGAGCCGAUUCGAGGGCUCAAAACCAGCGUUUGUAAACGAUAAAAACUCAAUUUUCCAAGAUGUUAGAAUUUUUUCGAAGGUUCCAAUCAACUCGAAGAAAUGUGCCAAAGUCUUGACGAAGAUUUUGAGCAUGCUGUCAUGCGGAAACGAAAAGUUGUCAGAAACAGAAUCGACAGAGAUAUUUUUUGGAGUAACAAGACUCUUUGAAGCAGACGAUGAAAGAUUGAGGAGACUAAUAUAUCUGUUGAUCAAGUUGUUGCCAGUUAACGAGACUGAAAUCUUCAUAGUAACGAGUUCGUUAACGAAGGACAUGAAUAGCCAAAACUACGUUUAUAGAGCUAACGCAAUAAGGUCCAUUUGUUAUAUCAUGAAAGGAGCAGUUUCACCCCAAAUUGAACGAUAUUUAAAGUCAUCGCUGGUGGAUAAGCAGCCCUAUGUUUCAUCAUCAACUUUGCUCUGCUCGAUAGGAAUGUCGCUUCGAAACUCAGAAAUGCUCAAGCGCUGGUUUUCAGAAAUUACAACAUGCCUUUCAAACAAAAGCGAAAUGGUGCGUUUCCACGCCACAAUACUCCUGUUCAUACUCAGGUAUAAUGAUAAGCAGUCGAUAAGGAAGUUGGUGAAAAUGUUGGAAGAUGAUGGAGAACACGUUAUAUGUUUCAUAAUAAGAUUUACAGUUUAUAAUUCGUCAUUUGCAGAAGCAAAACCUCUGCUUCUUAAGUAUUUAUCACACACAUCACCAUUGGUAAAACUUGAAGCCGUUAAAGGCACUAUAUACCUUUUGUCAACAACUUUUGUAUCUAAGGGUGGAAAUGUCAAGAAUGGAACAAAACACUCUAAUGGCCCAGAUGAAAGAGGAAAGGGCCAAAUAGAAAAUAAUUCAAAUGACUAUUAUGAACAUAACGAUAUCAUAAAUAGAGUAUUUGAGGUGUUAAUACAUUUUUUAACGGUAGGAGACGUGUACACGUUCGCCUCAAUGAGACAAAUUUCCAAAUUGGCACAAAUAAUGCCAGAGAAAAUACAUUCAGCCAACAAACAACUUGAGUCAUUCAUCACAUGCGGUAAUAGAACACUAUGUUCUUUGGCAUUGUUGACCCUAUUGCAGACAGGAAGUUCUGACACUGUGGAGAGUCUGUUAACCCAGGCAUCAACAUUAUCAGGUGACUUUAAGCUGGAAGUCACAAGAGCUAUUAAACGACUUUGCAUCUCACACCCAGACAAGUUCAGACAUGUUCUCAAUUUCCUGGCCGUCAAUUUUAGGCAGGAGACAGCCUACGCCCCGAAGGCUGAGAUGGUCGAAGCAACAAUCCACAUCGUCUCAGAAAUCCCGAAAGCACGCACAUUGGGAAUUUCUAACCUCUGCGAGUUCAUCGAAGACUGCGAAUACCCUGAAAUUAACUGUAGAAUUAUAAAGUUUCUUGGAGAAAACAUACCAAACACAUCUAAUCCAACCGAAUACAUUCGUUUCAUAUACAAUAGGUUGAUGUUGGAGAACCCACUGGUAAGGAGUGCAAGCAUUGAUGCGCUUGAAAACAUAGCGAAAGCGUUGCCAGAGCUACGAACGUGUAUACUAUUCAUAAUAAAAUCGACAAAUUCACUAUGUAAUUUUCAACUCAACUCUGAUAUAAACAUGUCACAAUAUUACAUAAGUAGUCUGGAGAACGGUAUUGGUUCUAUGGAUUGUUUGGACAUGGAUGGUUUUGGUGGGAAAUUAAAUGAUCAAUCAAAUGGUUUAUUUGCAACCAACGGUGACUAUAAAGCUGAACUAUCUGAGUUGAUGGAGAUAUAUGACAGACUAGGAGAGGAAAAAGUAAAUCUUUCCAAGCUGUUAAAUAAGCUAAAUGAUAGAAUAAAUGGAGUUGAUGAAUCUGAGCAAUUAGACUCAUUUGAUAGCUACAUGCUAGAAAAGAUGUCAAGUGGCAGUAGCACGGAACGCACAACGGAAAGCUUUACUGAAAUGCAAAUGGAUCUCCCAGUAAAGAGUACUUUAGGUUUACCACCUGAUAUCAUGGAUAUAGCUGUCACUGAGUUACAUCCUACUGUAAAUUUAAGACUAACUGAAGAGGAGGAAGACUAUAACGUAAUGGCAAAGUUAUUUGUAAACUCAAAUCAUCUGGUUAUUGGAUUUAAUGUAGAAAAUACUCUAAAUAAUCAAUCACUUGAAAACGUGUCAAUAACUCUUAACACGACAGACUGUCAAAACUCAGAAACUUAUACAAUUGUACACUCCACUACAAUAGAGCAACUUUCCUCUAACGAAUCUGAUAUGCUGUAUACAGUGUUGAGGAACAAUUCACCGGGUAACGAGUAUAAUAGUCUUCUAAUGGGAAAUGUACAAGUAAAUUUAAAAUAUAAAGUAGUUUGUCCCACGGAAGUAUACGAGGAUUCACUCAACAUCAACAAUCUACACCUCAACUUUUCUAGCUACAUGUGUAAAUGGAAUUUGACGGAGAAUGAAUUCAGCUCACUAUGGGAAAAUUUAGAUGAACACGAGGAAGUCGGGACAUAUAACUUACAGUUUAAGAAACUACAAGACUCUGUAGAUGAAGUGGUAAAGUAUAUAGGAAUGGGUGUGGCCAUGGAAAAAAAUGUAAAUAAGAUAACAUGGAUAAAUCUUGCCGGAAAGUUUCUAGGAAAAUAUGAAGUGUUGGCAAAGGCCUCGUUUGCACAGCCAAACCCGUCGACCUGUAUGUUGAAGCUACAAGUCAGGUCAGACAAUCUCGUCGUUUCAAGAUUAUUACUAUCACAACUUGAGUAG
This is a messenger RNA of Theileria annulata, 2772 nucleotides long. Its product is annotated as coatamer, gamma subunit, putative. Gene Ontology annotation, molecular function: structural molecule activity. The record is from RefSeq and is a predicted model, not a curated record. Gene Ontology annotation, biological process: endoplasmic reticulum to Golgi vesicle-mediated transport; intracellular protein transport; protein secretion. The coding region runs from base 1 to 2772 and encodes 923 amino acids. NCBI's taxonomy places the organism in Eukaryota, Apicomplexa, Aconoidasida, Piroplasmida, Theileriidae. Gene Ontology annotation, cellular component: endoplasmic reticulum-Golgi intermediate compartment; Golgi membrane; endoplasmic reticulum. The transcript has a single exon.